AUGUUCAAUUUCGGCGGCUCAGGUGCCAAUGCUAAUAACGCAGCCAACGGUGGAUCACUGUUUGGCAAUAAACCGGCGAGUACUACUCCAGGUCUUUCCGGUGGGAUGAAUAAUGGCAGUAUACAAGGUCAACCGUCUGGAUCGCUUUUUGGGCAAAAUAGCAACAAUCAACAGCCAAAUCAGGCCAGUGGUGGUCUUUUCGGACAGCCGUCUUCAGGAACUACGGGUUCCGGUGGUCUUUUUGGAAAUAAACCCAGUGGGGGGUUGAGUUUUGGUCAAAAUACGAAUCAGCAACAGCAAGUCGGUGCACAGAAACCGGGCCAAUUGGGCACUUCUCUCUUUGGUGGAGGUAAUAACAACACUCAGGGAUCAGGUGCGGGAGCUGGAGGAUUAUUUGGCGGCGGUAGCAACCAGCAACAGUCGAAUCCUCCCGCUGGCGGAGGCCUUUUUGGAAAUACUAAUCAGCAACAGGCUAAUCCUCCCACUGGUGGAGGUCUCUUCGGCAACACUAAUCAGUCACAAUCAGGUACUGGCUCCGGUGGCCUCUUUGGCGGCAACAAUCAGCAGCAAUCUGCCUCUAAUACGGGUGGUUUGUUCGGCAGCAGGCCAAAUGCCCCCUCGGGCGGACUCUUUGGCAGUUCUACCAACAAUGCGGGCUCCAACACUGGCGGGCUUUUUGGCGGCAACAACCAACAACAGCAACAGCAACAGCAACAGGGCUUCGGAUCCGGUUCAUUGUUUGGAUCUAAAGCUCCGCAACAACCACAAACGACCUCUUUGUUCGGGAAUAGCGGAACCGUGAACUCCACCCAGCCUUCUUUUGGUUGGUCUCAGCCAUCGAAUGGCCAACAAACCACUCAGCAAACAAACCAGUCACAACUCCAGCAGCAGCAACUUCAACAGCAGAUGCAAUUUCAGCAGCAGCAAAUACAACAAUCACAACAGUCUAAUUACCCACAGCAAAUCCAAGAGCAGAUUGUGAAGUGCAAAGACUCCUGGAACCCUCAAUCUUCAAAAGGCAAACUAAGGACCUUCUUUUACAAUAAGGUGAAUGAAACGGAGGCAAUGCUUUAUAAUAAACCUCCAGAAAUAUCUCAAGAAGACUGGGAUGACGCCCUAUUACAGAAGCCUUCGGCAAGCGUGAUUCCGGUCCAAGCUUUCGGUUUCGAUGAUUUGAACGAAAGAAAUAAAUUGCAGAGGGAUAACGUUGCACAAGCCCGUCUGAUAUUGAACCAGGUUCUCGAGAAACUGACUCAACUUUCACAAAAGCACGAUUUGGAGACAGCUUCUCGGAUCUUGAAGGCCCAGAGUAGAAACGUCAAAAUACAGCAGAGGAUUAUAAGACUUGGCUCACAGUUGGCUAUAUUAAAGAGCAAAGGGUUGCCUUUAUCUGUUGGUGAAGAAAAUAUGUGGUCUGAAUACGAAAAGCUGCUCAAGCGAAGCAACGAUCCUGCUGGUCUUGGUAAGAAUAAUGAACUUUGGGCAAGGCUAUCGGUUUUGAAAGAACGGUCAAAGACUAUUUCAGAUCAGCUAGACAGCACUCUGGUCGUCAUCAGUGAAAACAAUGGUAGUACCGAUGUCCAGUCGAAGGGUUCUGGAAAACAGGAAGACAGGAGGGUUGACGAAGAACUUGAAGGCAGAGUCAACAAGAUUGCAGAAAUUUUGAGCAAUCAGCAACGUGGGCUGUGCUACUUGCAAGAUGUGCUUGAAAAAGACGAAAAGCUUGUUAACAAAUGUGUAAGUCAACGAUCUAUCUAA
This is a messenger RNA of Lachancea meyersii CBS 8951, 1758 nucleotides long. The record is from the annotation of a GenBank genome assembly. Lineage: Eukaryota; Fungi; Ascomycota; Saccharomycetes; Saccharomycetales; Saccharomycetaceae.